Molecule: messenger RNA, 1335 nt
Organism: Spinacia oleracea (spinach)
Lineage: Eukaryota; Viridiplantae; Streptophyta; Magnoliopsida; Caryophyllales; Amaranthaceae
Product: equilibrative nucleotide transporter 8
Exons: 2
Coding region: 1-1209 (402 amino acids)
Biological process (GO): nucleoside transmembrane transport
Cellular component (GO): plasma membrane
Molecular function (GO): nucleoside transmembrane transporter activity
Source: RefSeq, a predicted model, not a curated record
AUGGAAACUAUGAAGAAUGUUCAAGUACAAACAAGUGAGGCAGUAAGGGACACUUACAAGAUAGCAUAUAUUCUCCAUUUCUUUUUAGGAGCAGGCAAUCUUCUUCCAUGGAAUGCAUUCAUCACAGCCAUUGAUUACUUCGCUUACCUUUACCCAUCAAAGCACGUUGAGAGAGUCUUCUCAGUAGCAUACAUGACUUCCUCGUUACUCGUUUUGUUACUGAUGAUAAAGAGCCAAGGCAGCAGAUCAGGAAGCAGGUUUAGACUAAGGAUGAAUGUUGGUUUUACCAUGUUUGUGCUGUCUUUGAUGGUAACUCCUGCAAUCGAUUGGGUUAAAUGGCCGUCUGUUAAAGGGAAUUCCGAUGGGAGCUUCAUUGCGACUGUCGCAUCUGUAGUAGUGUGUGGUUUAGCCGAUGGCUUGAUCGGAGGAAGCUUGAUAGGUUCUGCAGGGAAGUUACCUAAGGAGUAUAUGCAGGCAGUUUUUGCUGGAACUGCUUCCUCAGGGGUUCUAGUUUCGAUGCUGAGGAUCAUAACAAAGGCGUCUCUCCCAGAAAAUCCGCGAGGUUUACAAACGAGUGCACAUUUCUACUUCAUCGUGAGCGCCAUCAUCGUGGUAGUCUGCACAGUCUGCAGCAACCUGCUGUUCAGACUUCCAGUAAUGCAAGAGCAUCAACUAUCUCAACAGCACAUUCACAAUCCUAUUACUACUAAUAAGCCUAGACUUUCCGACACUGCAAAGAAAAUCCUGCAUCCCACAAUCGGAAUCCUGUCAAUCUAUGUCGUUACUCUAUCGAUUUUUCCUGGGUUCAUUUCAGAUGAUAAUCACACAUCCGAACUUCUCAAAGACUGGUACCCGAUUUUGAUCAUCAUGGUCUACAAUUUCUCAGAUCUAGCAGGAAAAUCCUUAACAGCUUUGUUGAUCCCAAACAACAUAACUAGAGUGACAUGGGCAUGUUUGGCAAGAGUCAUGUUUUUUCCUGCUUUCAGAGCAAGUCUGCAUGGACCUAGGUGGCUUCAGGGUGAAGUUUUUACUGUGUUGCUAACGUUUUUGCUUGGUAUAAGUAAUGGCUAUUUAACAAGCACUCUUAUGAUUCUAACUCCGAAAUCAGUGAGCUUAUUGGAGGCGGAAACUGCUGCUGUUGUUAUGGCUGUAGCUCUUGGAGUUGGCUUGGUCGGAGGUUCUGUUCUUGGUUGGCUCUGGGUCAUAUGAUAAAUAAUCUCUUGUUAUAAUCUUUAGGAAAAGCUUGUAUUAAGGUGUUGAAGGGAUGAAACAUAGUCAAGGGCGAAGGUAAUGUCUAUAAAGAAACAGUAACCCUUAAUUUGUAUUAAAAAGAAA